UUUAUGGGCUUGAACGCCGUACGCGUUCUCAGUCUCGUUUCCCUCAUCCUCGUCUUUUCGAGCACGAUCUACGUCAUGGUCACCAACGUCAAGGCUGUCAACUACUUUGAAGCCAACAAGGUCAACGCUACAGACCUUGUUGAUUGCGAUUACAUCGAAGGAAGCACGGUGCCCAACCAGCCCGCUGGCGUCUUCUGGGCUGUGGUUGCUAGUCUUCUAAUCAUCUUCCAGACCAUCAUUCUUUUCCUUUCCGAAGUCAGCUGGCCCAUGUCUUUCUUUGACCGCUUCUUCCCCGUCCUGGGAUCCGGGUUUGGUCUCGGCGCUUUGGGAAUCUUCCAAUGCCUAAUCUCAACCCAAAUCCUCUCUCACCACGUAGAUGACUUCACCCUCGUCUCUGCCUUCUUCCUUUUCGCCAUCGGAUGCCUGAACAUGCUUCUCGGGCUCAUCUUCCGCGAAUCCGCGAAACACAAACGAUCCAUUAGAGGCUGGCGCGCAGAGGCCAAAGGCAUCCUCCCCACCGCCUCUGACAAACGGCCCGUAUUCGUCAACGCCACACCUUCCUCCAUCUCGAGCAUGUUCUCCAACAACGAGAAGGCUCCUCAGGACGCUGGACUUGAUUACAGCACUUCCUGGAGGAGCACGCAUAAGCAGGGGUAUGGGUUUGGUAGACAGGGCGAGAAAGCUGCGGGAUUGAGGGACUUUAUUCUGCAGAAGCCAGAAGAGAGUUUGCCGAGGUAUAUGACGCCUACGCCUCUCCCUCAGAAACAGGCGAACCUGUCGAGGUCGGCGACGAGCGUUUCGUCAACUUCGAGCUUUUCGUCGCCUUAUCGGGAGAGCAGGCAGACCCAGGACCAGGAGUAUGAGGCGCCAGAGACGCCUGAGGCUGUGAGUGGUGGUGAAUAUAGGUCGGGGACGCCGGUUCGGUUUUUCAAGUCGAGCAAUACUGCUUUGUGAUUCUGAAUGAAGAAGGCCCCCUUGGAUGGAUUUAGCGAGACCUCUCAAAACUUAAAACUGGACUGGACUUCCUCAUUUACAACACCUAUUGGACUCUAGAUGAAAACGAACUUUAGGCUGGCCGACGAUGGCUGACCCUCCAUUUACAUUUGCUUUUACAUGCGCUUCUUACUGUACAUAUCGUCCUAAUGGUCGACUCUCCCGACGCUCUUCGAGUUGUAGCACUGGUUUUCUUAUAUUUUAUUUGUAUCAUAGUGUAUCUAUAUGAUGAAAAAGGAUUGAUUGAAAGA
Messenger RNA from Laccaria bicolor S238N-H82, 1244 nucleotides. RefSeq lists its product as uncharacterized. The record is from RefSeq and is a predicted model, not a curated record. The transcript is spliced from 4 exons. The coding region runs from base 4 to 954 and encodes 316 amino acids. Lineage: Eukaryota; Fungi; Basidiomycota; Agaricomycetes; Agaricales; Hydnangiaceae.